AUGAUUGGUACUUUAAAAUUGAAAUGGCGUCAGUAUUUAGCAGCUUCCUUGGCAAGUUACGGCAGCCUGUGCACGGGCAUGUCGAUGGGAUGGACCUCCCCGGUGCUGCCACAGCUGCGGGGAGAGCGCUCCCCCCUGGCGGAACACCCCACGCUGCAGGAGGAGUCCUGGAUCGGGUCCUUGUUGGUGCUCGGAGGACUGUUGGGUCCCCUCAUAACCGUGCCCCUGUCAAGGCAGAUAGGCCGUCGAUGGAUCAUCAUGAGCACCAACCUGCCUCUGCUGCUGGGCUGGUUGCUGGCAGGCGUCGCCACUAACCUGGAGACUCUGUAUGCGGCGCGCAUCAUGUGGGGCUGCGCAACAGGAAUGCAGUUCGCCACCAUACCUAUAUACAUUGGAGAGAUCGCCGAGGAUAAAAUCCGGGGUUCCUUAAGCGCCUUAUUCUUACUGUUUAUCAACGUGGGCUUUCUGCUGGCGUACGCCAUCGGGCCGUUUACCUCGUACUGGGGACUCACGGGCACUGGCGGGAUCUUGUCGCUGUUCUACCUGCCCUUCACGUGGCUGAUACCGGAGUCACCGUUCUUUUUGGUGUACAAAGGACGUCUGGAUGAAGCAUCAGCAGUUCUUCAGCAGCUACGCGGCACCUCGAAGGAAGCAGUACAACCUGAGCUUGAUGCACUACAGGCGAUGAUCGCGCGAGAGUUCAAAGAGGAGCCUCGUAUACGCGACUUGUGGGCCACACGCGGAAACCUGAAGGCUUUGGGCAUAUGCGUGUUCCUCGCGAUGUUACUCCAGCUGUCAGGCAUCGAUGUCCUCCUAUUCUACAUGGAAGAGUUGCUGGCGAAGGUCGGAUCCAGCAUCUCCGCUGCACACGGCACCAUUAUCAUGGGUGUGGUGCAGGUGGUGACCAGCUGCGUGACGCCGCUGGUGGUAGACCGGCUGGGCAGGAAGCUGCUCAUGUGGACCACGUCUCUGGGCCUCACUGUAUUCCUGGGAUUAAUAGGAGUGUACGCAGUACUGGACUCGCAUUUCAAGGUGGAUGUCUCGCAUGUCGCUUUUAUACCGUUGGUGUGUUUAGUCUUCUACAUGAUACUCUUCACCUUGGGUGUGGGCCCGGUGCCGUGGAUCCUGGUCGCGGAGAUGUUCCCGGUGAAGACGAAAUGUAUUGCGAGCGGGAUCGCCUCAUUCAUGUGCUGGCUGGCAGGCUUCAUCUGGACCAGAUUCUUCCGCGACGUGGCUGCAUCAUACGGCAUAUACACCGCAUUCUGGAUACUAGCGAUAUGCUGCGGGUUCGGCUUCAUAUUCUCGGCCACGCUGCUGCCCGAGACCAAGGGGAAAACCUUCGACGAGAUUCAAGAGAUGCUCAACAAAAGGUGCGGUUCUAAACCUUGUGCUAACGGCUUAUGGUCUCACCUUUGAAUAUUUAUACGCCUAGUUAGAGUAUACCAAAUAAACCACGCAAUGUCAACGGCUCAUGUGACGCGUUAUGUGUGCGGGAGUAAUUUUAGAUUGAAAAUAUAAUUGGGAGAUAUACUCUACUACAAGUGAAAGUGUCCACCUAAUAGAAAGAGGAAGAAGAUGAGAGACCGCUAGCUUUUCUAUCUUAUCGCGCAUGCGCAUUGGCAACCGUAAGCAUCUUACUAUUUCGAUACCAUGCAUCAUGCCAUUGGACGCCAUGCAUCACAAGAGAGAGAGAGAGAUAACUGGCGGUCUCUCAUCUUCUUUUUCUUUCCACUAGACGGACACUUUUACAGCCGCCUUCCCCACUCUAUUCUUAUACCUCUAUGCUGUCAACGAGCUUAUCUAGCAUACCUCCGUGCAGUUAAUAGGAUAUCUAGGUGUUUAUAUAAUCAAAGGGUCGGUCUCAGUGUUAGUGUGUUGAGCAAAUUGAAUGCUUGUUAAAACGAUAUGUUCGUAUUCUGUUGUUAGAAGAAAAUGGCAGCGCCUAAUUUAAUGAAAGGAAGAUCUUAGAUUUUUGCCCAAUUUUGUACCUUGGUACAAAUUAUCUUAAAAAACAUUUAAAAUACUCAGUCAUCAAAAUCUCAAACAAAUUAAUAUAAUAAAAAUCUGAAUUAAAAUAGAGAAUCUGCGUAUAAAGAAACGUUAUUAAUUAGACGCAAUUUGUCAUUGACUGACAGAUGACAGAUAAUACUAUUGGUUUAAAUUCAUUUCCUUGAUUGUGAUUGGUUGUAUAAGAAAUCAUAUGAUUUCCGUAGCUAAUUGGUAUUAUCAUAAACAUACAUCUUUACCAUAAUAUAUUAUCUGUGUUGCCAUUUAUUGAAAUGUUUGAACGACAUUUUUAUGUGGUACAAGUGGAUAAUAAAUUCUAUUUAUAUUUUUGAUGAAUUCAGCGUAUUUUUCUACACAUAAAUGCAUGGUAAUACUUGAGGUACAAAGGACAAUGUUAAAGUUGGCCUAAGAACCAACACCAAU
Messenger RNA from Chilo suppressalis (striped riceborer), 2430 nucleotides. The record is from the annotation of a GenBank genome assembly. NCBI's taxonomy places the organism in Eukaryota, Metazoa, Arthropoda, Insecta, Lepidoptera, Crambidae.